AUGCGGUCCUCCUCCUCCCUGGCUGCGGCCAUCCUUACCCUUGCCGGCCUUGCUGCCGCAAGCGACGUCCACGACCUGCAAAAAGACAACUUUAAAGAUUUUGUUGCCGAACAUGAUCUGGUGCUAGCAGAGUUCUUCGCCCCCUGGUGCGGUCACUGCAAAGCUCUGGCACCUGAGUACGAGGAGGCCGCGACCACUCUUAAAGAGAAGAACAUUCCUCUAGUCAAAGUCGACUGCACCACCGAAGGUGAACUGUGCAAGGACUAUGGUGUCGAGGGAUACCCUACCGUCAAAGUCUUCCGUGGCCUCGAUAACAUCAAGUCAUAUCCUGGUGCCAGGAAAGCUCCAGCCAUUGUUUCAUAUAUGACCAAGCAGCAACUACCUGCUGUGUCUCUUCUCACUUCAGAGACCCUUGACGACUUCAAGACCACCGACAACGUCGUCAUCGUCGCCUAUAUCGCCUCCGACGAUAAAGCCUCGAAUCAGACCUACACUGCUCUUGCAGAAUCUCUAAGAGAUGAGUACAUUUUUGGCGCCUCCAAUGACGCCUCUCUCGCAAAAGCCGAGGGCGUCAAGCAGCCUGCGAUUGUUCUGUAUAAGGACUUUGACGAGGGCAAGAACACCUUGGAAGGCAAGUUUGAAGACGAGGCGAUCACCAAAUUCAUCAAGACUGCUUCCACUCCUCUAGUUGGCGAAGUCGGUCCGGAGAGCUAUGCUGGAUACAUGAGCGCCGGAAUCCCGCUUGCUUACAUCUUCUCGGAAACUCCUGAAGAGCGCGCUUCCUUGGCCGAGGCCUUGAAACCGGUCGCUGAAAAGUACAAGGGUGCCAUCAACUUUGCAACUAUCGAUGCAAAGGCCUUCGGUGCCCAUGCUGGCAACUUGAACUUGCCCACCGACAAGUUCCCAGCCUUCGCGAUCCAAGAAACGGUCAAAAACGAAAAAUACCCCUUUGAUGGCAACAAGCUUACCGAAAAGAACGUUGGAAAGUUCGUCAAGGCCUUUGUUGAGGGCAAACUCGAGCCCAGCAUCAAAUCCGAACCUAUUCCUGAGAAGCAGGAAGGGCCUGUUACGGUGGUUGUUGCCCACUCUUAUAAGGACAUUGUCUUGGAUGACUCCAAGGAUGUUCUGAUUGAGUUCUACGCUCCGUGGUGCGGACACUGCAAAUCACUUGCACCUAGCUAUGAGAAAUUGGCCAAGCUCUACUCUUCCAAUCCCGACUACAGCUCCAAAGUGGUUGUGGCAAAGGUUGAUGCUACAUUGAACGAUGUCCCGGAUGAGAUCGCUGGAUUCCCAACCAUCAAACUGUACCCAGCCGGAUCCAAAGACUCGCCAGUCGAGUAUUCAGGUUCACGAACCAUUGAAGAUCUCGCGGCCUUCAUUCGUGACAAUGGCAAGCAUGGUGUGGAUGGAUUCGCCGCCAAGGACGAAGACAGCGAGAUGGAAGACGUGACGUCCGCUGCCAGUGACACUUUGGCUAAAGCUGCCCCUGCGGCCACCACUGCAGCUGAAGAAGCCUCGUCCGGUGUUGCCGAUGUUGUCAAGACAGUAGUCAGCGAGGCUGCCGAGGCUGCCAGGACGUUUAUCGCAGACACGGAUGACGGCGGUCCUCAGGAACACGACGAAUUGUAA
Molecule: messenger RNA, 1629 nt
Organism: Capronia epimyces CBS 606.96
Lineage: Eukaryota; Fungi; Ascomycota; Eurotiomycetes; Chaetothyriales; Herpotrichiellaceae
Product: protein disulfide-isomerase A1
Exons: 4
Coding region: 1-1629 (542 amino acids)
Biological process (GO): response to endoplasmic reticulum stress; protein folding
Cellular component (GO): endoplasmic reticulum
Molecular function (GO): protein disulfide isomerase activity
Source: RefSeq, a predicted model, not a curated record